Molecule: messenger RNA, 1860 nt
Organism: Cannabis sativa
Lineage: Eukaryota; Viridiplantae; Streptophyta; Magnoliopsida; Rosales; Cannabaceae
Product: alcohol acyl transferase 1 allele RGa
Exons: 3
Coding region: 273-1736 (487 amino acids)
Source: RefSeq, a predicted model, not a curated record
GAACAUUUCGUGGCUAUAAUAAAAAUAAAUAAAUAUAUAAAAGUAUGACCAUAUCUAACUAGUUUAACUUUUUCUCACAAUAUUAUAAUAAAUGAGUUUGUUGAUGUGAUCAGAUAAAUUAGUGUCGAGUCAUAAAUUGCAACAACUGUUGUGGGAAUACAAAGGAUUAUAUAGCUUUAGCACUUUGGUUUUCCAAUUUUUCCCACGGGUAUUGUUUAGGUUCACUACCAGGAUUUGUUUAGUUCCCACGAAUAUACCAAUCUAAGCAUUAAAUGUCAGUAUUGCUAUUCAGCACCAGGACUAGUGCCCAACACCUUUUAUCGGUUUAUUUUCAGAUUAAGAGUACGUCAAUGGAAUCAGCAGGGUUGUUUCAAGUGAAUCGGUUAGAGCCAGAGUUGGUCAGACCAGCAGAAGCAACACCUCGUGAGGUAAAAGAAUUAUCAGAUAUUGAUGACCAAGAAGGCUUAAGGUUCAUUGCUCCUGUAAUAUUCUUUUACAAGAACAAGAAUAAGCCUUCUUCAUCAAAUUCAAUCAUGGAAGAACAUGAUCAUGAUGAUCCUGUGAAGCUUAUCAAAGAAGCUGUUGGUAGAACAUUGGUGUAUUACUAUCCCUUAGCUGGUAGGCUUAAGGAAGGUCUCAACAGGAAGCUUAUGGUAGACUGCAAUGGCCAAGGGGUAUCCUUUGUGGAAGCUACUGCAGAUGUUGACUUUGACCAGCUUGCCAAUGUCAUUCAACCCUCAUCCCCCUUCUUACAUCACUUUCUUUUUAAUCUUCCUCCACAAUCUCACAAUAUACUUGAUUCUCCUUUGAUAUUUAUUCAGGUCACUCGUUUGAAUUGUAGUGGAUUCUUGUUCCCACUAAGCUUUAACCACACAAUGUGCGACGGAUUUGGAUUGGCCCAGUUUUUGAAGACAAUGGCAGAAAUGAUAGGUGGUGCACAUGUUCCAUCUAUCCAACCUGUUUGGCAACGAGAGAUAUUUAAUGCUCGAAACCCACCAAGAAUAACUUGUUCACAUCUUGAAUUCGAAGAUGUACCACUUGUGUCUCCUAUUUCCGAAUGCUCAAACAUGUUGCUGGACCCAAACAACCACAUUCAACGACCAUUCUUUUUCAGUCUAUAUAAAAUAAGCUCCCUUCGAAAACAACUUCCACCACACCUAGCAAAAACUUGUUCACGAUUUGAUUUACUCGCUGCAUGUCUCUGGAAAUGUCGUACAAUCGCUCUUAAUCUAAACAAAAAUGAAGUUGUUCGCUUUUCCUGCUUAACAAGUAUACGUACAAAGAAAGAGGAGAUGGAGAAAUUAGGUUUGCCAUUGGGAUACUACGGCAACGCUUUUGCAUACCCAGCAGUAAUGUCGAAAGCCGAAGUUUUGUGCAAAAGCUCUUUGGGUGACGUUGUGGAGUUGAUCAAGAAAGCGAAAGAGCAAGUGAAUGUUGAGUACAUGAAAUCGGUUGCAGAUCUUAUGGUGAUUAGAGGCCGACCGAGGUUUAGUGAACUUGGAAACUUCAUUGUUUCUGACAAUACUCGUCUUGGGUUCGAUCAGAUAGAUUUUGGUUGGGGUUUGCCGAGAUUCGCUGGAGCAGCCACCUGCUUUUCUAUGAUUAUUAGUUGUCUUGUGUCGCUCGAGCAGGAAGGAGAGAAAGGGAUUUCGGUGGCAAUAGCCUUCCCUACCGAGUUGGCUGCGCAAACAUUUCAACGAGAAAUUGAUCGUUUCAAGAUUACAUCCUCUCUUUAAUUUAUAAUUUUCUGUUUGGUAUGUCUUGUGUUUUAAAAGCAAAACAAAAUAUAUAAUGUGAUCUCCUACAAGCACAUAUGUAUUAUGUUGCAUUUAUAUUAUGUAUAAGUGAUUAAUAUUGUGA